CCCAUCCGAGCCGAGUCUCUGUGCCUCCAACCCGCUCUCCACGCCCAUCGCCCUGCUUCAUCGUGUCUGGCGGACUGGUCGGCUGAUGAGCUAGGAGUUCUGCACUUGGCGGGUUGAUUUGCACGCUCGCCUUUGGUGGCGCGUUCUAAACCUCACUCGCCAAACUCUUCAUCAUCUUCGCCGCCUCGAAUCGUCUCCGUGCUUUCCGCCAACUUUGCGUCGAUUGGUAGCAGCCUUGCUGCUUUGGACUCACCAUGGCCGAGUAUGCGACGCAAGGAUACGGCUACGCCGAUACCUACGACAAUGAUGACAACUACGAGAACGGCGCCGGUUUUGAUGAUGCCGCCGGCUUGGUGAGCGAGGACAGCAUCACCCCCGAGGACUGCUGGGAGGUCAUCUCGUCGUAUUUUGACAAGAAAGGCCUUGUCUCGCAGCAGAUUGAUUCCUUCAAUGAGUUUACCAAGUCCACCAUCCAGUCGCUCGUCGCAGAGUAUUCAGAAUUAACCUUGGACCACCCAAAUCCCGGCGAUGACGAAGGUCGCGAUGUGGCAUUGCGGAGAUACGACAUCAAGCUCACAGAGGUGCUCAUAUCUAAGCCGACUCUCACCGAAACCACAGGCGAAACCACCAGCCUGCUCCCAUACGAAUGCCGCGACCGCAACCUGACGUAUUCUGCACCCAUGUUUUGCAGAGUGACCAAGCGCGCGCGCAUAGCCAUCAACGAGCCGAUCCCCUUGAAUGAGCUGGAUGAAGAACAGCAGGAAUACAUGGCUCGAACCGGUGAACAUCCCACAACAAUUCGCUGGGAAGAAGAGGAUACGGGCCCGCGUGAAGUACAACCAAAGGGAGCGGAUGAGGGCAAGGGUGAGGACAAGGGCGAUCUUAUUUUCUUCGGCAAGCUUCCCGUCAUGGUCAAGAGUUCGAUUUGCCAUCUAUUUGGGGAGGAUGACGAGUCGCUAUUCCUGCUUAACGAGUGCCCAUACGACCAAGGCGGUUACUUCAUUAUCAACGGAAGCGAGAAGGUCCUGAUUGCUCAGGAGCGGUCGGCAGCCAACAUCGUUCAGGUCUUCAAGAAACCUCCGGGAGGCAGCGUUUCGUACCAAGCCGAAAUUCGUAGCGCCCUUGAGAAGGGAUCGCGGCUCAUCUCGUCGCUCCAGAUGAAGCUGCACAGCAAGGCGUCGCUGGACAAGGGGAGACUCGCAAACUCGGUCAGCGUCACACUGCCGUAUGUACGCGAAGACGUCUCCCUCGCUAUCGUCUUCCGUGCCCUUGGUGUUGUCUCGGACGAGGACAUUCUCAACCACAUUUGCUACGAUCGGACCGACACGCAAAUGCUCGAGGCUCUGCGGCCCUGCAUUGAGGAAGCCUUUGUCAUCCAGGACCGUGAGGUUGCCCUCGAUUUCAUCGGCAAGCGCGGGAACGGGAAUGCCGGCCAGAACCGCGUGAACCGCCUCCGCGCCGCCAAGGAUCUUCUUCAAAAGGAGAUGCUACCCCAUAUCUCGCAGCAGGAAGGCUGUGAGACCAAGAAGGCAUUCUUCCUCGGUUAUAUGGUACACAAGCUGCUUCAGUGUGCCCUCGGGCGUCGUGACACCGAUGACCGUGAUCACUUCGGGAAGAAAAGACUGGAUCUCGCUGGUCCGCUGCUAGCCAAGCUCUUCCGAGGUGUCAUUCGGCGCAUGACCCAGGACUUGAUGUCGUACAUCAAGCGCUGCAUCGACAGCAACAAGCAGUUCCAGCUGGCCCUCGGCAUCAAGUCUUCGACUCUUACCAAUGCUCUCAAGUACUCACUCGCCACGGGCAACUGGGGCGAUCAAAAGAAGGCAAUGAGUUCCACAGCCGGUGUCUCUCAGGUCCUGAAUCGCUACACGUUUGCCUCUACUCUCUCGCAUUUGAGGCGAACCAAUACACCUAUCGGCCGUGACGGCAAGCUUGCAAAACCCCGGCAGCUACACAACACGCACUGGGGUCUCGUCUGUCCCGCAGAAACACCCGAGGGUCAGGCUUGUGGUCUGGUCAAAAACCUUGCAUUAAUGUGCUACAUCAGCGUUGGCACACCAGCAGAACCCAUUAUUGAGUUCAUGAUUGCGAGAAACAUGGAGGUCUUGGAGGAGUACGAGCCUCUCCGGUACCCCAACGCGACAAAGGUCUUUGUCAACGGCACCUGGGUCGGCAUCCAUCAGGACCCGAAACAGCUCGUGUCUCUAGUCCAGAGUCUCCGUCGCAAGGAUGUCAUCUCGUUUGAAGUGUCUCUCGUCAGAGACAUCCGUGACCGCGAGUUCAAAAUCUUCUCGGACGCGGGACGCGUAAUGAGGCCACUCUUCACUGUUGAGCAGGAUACUAACGGGGAGAACGGUGUUGAACAAGGCCAGCUGAUCAUUACCAAAGAGCACAUCCAACGGCUGGAGAGGGACAAGGAGCUGGGCAAAUACCAUCCGGAUUACUGGGGCUGGGAGGGUCUGCUAAAGUCUGGCGCAAUCGAAUACCUCGAUGCCGAAGAAGAGGAAACGGCUAUGAUCUGUAUGACCCCCGAGGACCUCGAUAUGUAUCGCCUGCGCAAAAUGGGCUUCAGCGUCGACGACAACUCUGGGCAAGGCAACACCCGGAUCAGGACCAAGAUGAACCCGACGACCCACAUUUACACGCAUUGUGAGAUCCAUCCUAGCAUGCUGCUGGGCAUCUGCGCCAGCAUCAUUCCAUUCCCCGAUCACAACCAGUCACCUAGAAACACGUACCAGUCUGCCAUGGGCAAGCAGGCCAUGGGUCUCUUCCUCACCAACUACUCACGCCGUUUCGACACAAUGGCGAACGUCCUGUACUACCCUCAAAAGCCCCUCGCAACCACGCGGUCUAUGGAGUUCCUCAAAUUCCGUGAGCUGCCGGCGGGGCAGAAUGCCAUCGUGGCCAUUGCGUGCUAUUCCGGCUACAACCAAGAAGACUCUGUCAUUAUGAAUCAGAGCAGUAUCGAUCGUGGCCUCUUCCGCAGCUUGUUUUUCCGGUCCUACACCGAUUGCGAAAAGCGCGUCGGCAUCAACAUUGUCGAAAUGUUUGAGAAACCGGAUAGGAGUGACACGUUGCGCCUGAAACCGAGCACGUACGACAAACUUGAGGGUGACGGCAUCGUUGCGCCCGGUGUGCGCGUGUCUGGCGAGGAUAUCAUCAUCGGAAAGACAUGUCCAAUUAACCCGGAUAACGCCGAACUGGGUCAGCGGACCUCACAGCAUGUCAAGCGCGACGCCUCGACACCGUUGCGCAGCACGGAGAAUGGUAUCGUCGAUCAGGUCAUUUUGACGACGAACCAAGACGGCAUGCGCUAUGUCAAGGUAAGGGUGCGAACCACUAAGGUCCCUCAGAUCGGAGACAAGUUCGCGUCUCGGCACGGUCAGAAGGGUACCAUUGGUGUUACCUAUCGACAGGAGGACAUGCCCUUCACGUGCGAGGGCAUCAUGCCCGACAUCAUCAUCAAUCCGCACGCCAUCCCUUCCCGUAUGACCAUUGCCCACUUGAUCGAGUGUCUGCUCUCCAAGGUGUCCACGCUCAAGGGAAUGGAAGGUGAUGCGACGCCCUUCACCGAGGUGACGGUCGACUCAGUGUCGGCCCUGCUGCGCGAGCACGGCUACCAGUCGCGCGGUUUUGAGAUUCUGUACCACGGCCACACCGGACGCAAGCUCCGGGCCCAGGUGUUCUUUGGACCAACGUACUACCAGCGCCUGCGCCACAUGGUCGACGACAAGAUCCACGCGCGUGCGCGAGGCCCGCUGCAGAUCAUGACGCGCCAGCCUGUCGAGGGUCGUGCGAGAGAUGGUGGUCUCCGCUUCGGAGAAAUGGAACGUGAUUGCAUGAUUGCUCACGGUGCCGCCGCGUUCCUAAAGGAGCGUCUGUUUGAGGUGUCGGAUGCGUUCAGAGUCCAUAUCUGCGAGAUUUGUGGGCUCAUGACUCCGAUUGCCAACCUCACCAAGCAGUCGUUCGAGUGCCGGCCGUGCAAGAACAAGACCAAGAUUGCCCAGGUCCAGAUGCCCUACGCUGCCAAGCUCCUCUUCCAGGAGCUCAUGUCGAUGAACAUUGCGGCGCGCAUGUUUACUAGCCGAUCGGGCAUCUCAGUACGCUGAGGGUUUGGUAAUGAGGGUUUGGAUGACAAUGGGAUCAGUUGAGAUUGAGGUGGAUGAGCGUAAAUCGCAUGCAUUUUUGAGGCAGUUCUGGCGUUCAUUAUGCGGCUUGCGGCAGAAAGUGGUCUUUUAUCCCUGGUCAUUUCCUUAACAUCCCGUUGUGCUCCUCUUGUCGUCUACAGAACGGGAGCUCUCUAAAAUGUUGAGGCCUUCCUAACCCUAACACCUGCAACUGGUAGCAGUUUCUGUUUCUGUGAGCGGGCUGGCAGACCAAUGGAUGGUUUGGUGUUGCAUCAAUCUAGGAUUGUGGUAGACAGAAUAGGGUAUACAAUCCAAGAACGUGAGAAAUGUUAUGCCCCUUGGCUAC
Molecule: messenger RNA, 4470 nt
Organism: Canariomyces notabilis
Lineage: Eukaryota; Fungi; Ascomycota; Sordariomycetes; Sordariales; Chaetomiaceae
Product: DNA-directed RNA polymerase II subunit RPB2
Exons: 2
Coding region: 255-4106 (1283 amino acids)
Biological process (GO): DNA-templated transcription
Cellular component (GO): RNA polymerase II, core complex
Molecular function (GO): DNA binding; ribonucleoside binding
Source: RefSeq, a predicted model, not a curated record